This is a messenger RNA of Mytilus californianus (California mussel), 3459 nucleotides long. RefSeq names its product sugar transporter SWEET1-like. The transcript is spliced from 6 exons. Gene Ontology annotation, molecular function: sugar transmembrane transporter activity. Gene Ontology annotation, biological process: carbohydrate transport. Bases 67 to 705 code for a protein of 212 amino acids. NCBI's taxonomy places the organism in Eukaryota, Metazoa, Mollusca, Bivalvia, Mytilida, Mytilidae. Gene Ontology annotation, cellular component: membrane. The record is from RefSeq and is a predicted model, not a curated record.
UAAGUAAAGGUAUAAGUUAACUAUGUAAUAAAGUUAAUAACCAGCUGGUGUAGAUCAGUAAUCAUAAUGGACACGUUUGUAAUUGUUGAGAAACUAACACAAGGUCUAACAGUAAUUGCGUUAGCUAGUGGCAUACCACCAUGUAUCCAUAUGAUAAAGACUGGUAUCACUAAAAAUGUUCCUUUUAUUUUUUUUUUUCUUGGAAUGAUGAAUGGUGUGGUGGGAACAAUUUAUGGUUUAAUGAUAUCUAAUGCUACCUUACUAUACAUCAACCUUUUAGCCAUGAUCAUGAGUGCUGUAGGUGUAGUCUCAUACAUUGCCAUGACUAAAUCCAAGAGUAAACCAUUGCUACAGGUGUUAUUUGGAUCAACAUUUUUAUUAGUAAAUCACUGGUAUUGUGUUCGUAUUGUGGUACAUGAAGAACAAGUUACAGAACAGUAUGGACUGAUGAUGUUCUUCAUCAGUUUGGUACUCUUAGCAUCUCCUGCUUUGGAAGUGAUUGAAUGUAUGAAAGAUAAAAGUGCAGAAGGAAUGUCUGUAGCUAUGAUUGUUGGAAACCUCAGUUGUUCUUUUGCCUGGUUGUUUUAUGGAAUUUUACUCAAAGAUUUCUUUGUCUAUGCACCAAAUAUAGUUGGAGUAGCUACAAACCUUGGAAAAGCUGUUGUAAAGGUCAUAUAUGGUGGAAAGAAAGAUAAAACAGCUUGACUGUACAGAAAUAUUAUUUGCUAUCAACAAUAACUGUUAUAGAAAUCAUAAGGGGUAAUGCUUCUAUAAUGGAAAUCUAAUAUAACAUUUACUCAUUGGAAUAUAUUUUAAGUUUGUUUUAUAUAAAUAAAUACAUGUUAAUCAAGUAAAAAUAACUAUUAGUAACAUGGCAAUUUGACAUAUCUUUUUUCUAUAUUUUACAACAAGUUAUUUUUUAUAUGCAUAUUUUUGCCUGGGGCAUCACUGAAGAGACAUUAAUUGGUGAAAUGCAUAUCUGGUGCAGUAAAAUUUAUAUAAUAAAUGUUUUUAUCCCACUUGAUGCAGUGGAAGAAUCAGAAUUACUGGUAUAUUUAUCCAAUGUUUGGUUAUUAUAUACAUGUGUAUGUAUUUGAUACUUAAUAUUGUCCAAUCAGUAACACAAUUAACCAAUGCUGAGUUAGUUCAUUUAUUUUAGGGUACUUAAUUUUGUUUACUGAAUAGAUUACUCAUUAUUAAGCCGGUAAACCAAUUCAGUCUUUAACUGUAUGGACUGGAAAUUAAUCCCUUCAACAAUGAAGACGUACAUACAAGAUAUGCAGUGUCAGAGCUAAUGCUAAGUUAUUUUGAAAUAUCAUUGUGAAGGUGGAGGUAUGAUAAGAACCAUUAUUUUGCCCUGGAAUUGCAAAACUAGUAAUUUGUUUUCAAGUGUAUUACUGUGACUUGACAGUAAGUGUUGCACUACACCUAUUGCAGUUCAUUCCAUAUUCAAUUUGUUUUACCAAAUUAAACUGUUCAACUGGUCACAAAUUUUUACAAUUCCAAAACUUUUUUUUUCAUCUUUAAUUCCACUAAAUUGCUAUUAUGAAAAUUCUACUUAGGGGUGUUAACCAACCUUGACAACCUAUGUGGGUCACUUGCAAGGGGUCAUGAAAUUGAAUUUGAAAAUUUCUAUACCGGUAUAUAUUGUUAUUGUAGUCUUUUGAAAAAGGUGAUAGGUAGUAAUUUUUGAAUUACCAAAAAAAGUGUCCAAAUACAAGUUCUUGAAUUAUUUCUUCUGAAUUGGUAUUUUUCUGUGCAUGCUACUUGGCUUUCUGUAAAUGAAUAUCUAAAAUACUUGGCAAAAUAUACUUUAAACUUAAGUAUGUUCUCUUGAAGAUUCAAAAGGAGAUAAGAUAAAUAUUUCAAAAGAUCAAUAAUUUUAGAUUAUCUCCCAUGGAUGACUCUACAAUAAUAUGAAUGUAUAGAAAUUUUCAUUUUAGUUUUAUAAUAGCAAUUUAGCGGAAUUAAAGUUGUAUAGGAUUGUAAGAAUGCUUAUUUUAUUGCCUUGCACUUUGUUAACUUGACUGUGAUUUUCUACAGCAAUUGGAUAACAUUUCUGUCCAGUUUAACAGUUUGGGUUCAUAAAACAAAUUGCAAAGGGUCAAAAUUUUGAAUGAACUGCAAUAGGUGGAGAGCAACACUUACAGUCAAGUCCCAGUAAUGUCAUUGGUUAAUAAUAGGAUGAUAGAUCAGGUGAUUUUAGUGCAGAUAUGUUACUUGUAUGUGAUGUCAUCAACUUCAGGAAAUUGAUUGUAUGAUUGAUUGAUUGUUGGGUGUUUAACACCACUUUCAGCACUGUUGGCUAUUUCAUGGGGCCAGUUUUUAUAGGUGGAGGAAGCUGUAGUACUAAAUACUAAUGAAAAUAUCUCGAGGAUAUUUUGGAUUUUUUACUUGCAAUUUUGCAUUUAAAUGCAGGGAGUUGAUGCCCUGAAGAUAAAAUGAAAACAAAAUUCAAAAAUAUAAAUACUGAUAUCUGACAGAUAAAUGUCUUAUAAACAUCUUAAGGAUUUAAUUUGAUGGCUUUAGAAUACUUUCAAAUUUUCAAAUCCAAGGGGCCCAAAAGGUGGUCUUAUUAUACCUUCUGCUUUGAAUGUGUAAAGAGAACAUGUACAUAAUUAUUAUAAUACACAGCUGCUUUUUUAAAUCCCUAAUUUGAUCUUUUCAGUAAGGUAAUUUAUUCAAAAAACACCAGUGCCUUUAACCAUGCCUCACAUCCAGGUUUGUGAUUUUGGUUUCAGCAAUAUUUCAGACCAAAAACUUUUUUUUUUUACUUAACAGGUUGUAGUGUAAGAAAUAAAUAUAUUUAUUUACUUGUGUUUUUUAAAUGCAUUUAUUUACAGUGAUACUUUUAAAUGUUUUUUUGCCUAUAAAAGAAUUUAUCUUUAUAAAAUAGUCUAGUCACAAAUUGUAUAGUUUAGCCAUUUUGUUCUACUAUUGCUAAAUAAAUAAAGGUAUUAUUUAAGACAGAAAUUCAAAUUGCCAGACAUAAAAUGAAGACUGAUUUACUCAGUCAUAGGUGCUAUAACACAUUUUUUUAACCAUAUAUUUUUUAUAAGGACAUUUUGUGUGUCAUCAACAUAUUUUAUGUAAAAACAUAAUGUAAAAUGUUGUUAUCUAAAGGAGAAAUAUAUAAUGGUGCUUUAAUUGUGAUAUUUUUUCCCUUCUAAUAAACUUUUAAUGUAUAAAAUAUACAGUUGUUACAAAAUUUGUUUAUAAUUAAAUUUUACAGUUGCAUUAACAUCACAUGUAUUUUAAUGAUUUUGACUUAGUUAGAAUCAGUAGAUAUUCGGAGACAGUAUAAGAGAAGUUGCUCAUUCACUUUGUUAUAUAUUCUGAAAUUGCAGUUUGUUAUAUUUUUAUGCAUUAAAAAAACUUGUUGCCGAUAAAUUGUGUAUUAAAAAUGGGUACAUGUAGUUGUAUACAAUAUAUUUUUUUACUAAAUAAAAAUUGAAUUAA